Rosa rugosa (rugosa rose) is the source of this 964-nucleotide messenger RNA. RefSeq names its product photosystem II reaction center PSB28 protein, chloroplastic. NCBI's taxonomy places the organism in Eukaryota, Viridiplantae, Streptophyta, Magnoliopsida, Rosales, Rosaceae. Gene Ontology annotation, cellular component: photosystem II; photosystem II oxygen evolving complex; chloroplast thylakoid membrane. The transcript is spliced from 2 exons. The record is from RefSeq and is a predicted model, not a curated record. The coding region runs from base 102 to 647 and encodes 181 amino acids. Gene Ontology annotation, biological process: photosynthesis.
AGUGAAUGGCUGUCCUUAUUACACACCACUCUAUCCUCAAACCACAACUCCUCUCCUUAACCAGCCACCUCUAAGUCUUUCUCUCUGCUUGCAGUUGUGCAAUGGCAACCUUGCAGUCUUCACUUGCAUUCUCCUCUCCAGCCUCCCACUGUCUCCAGCAAUCACGCUCUCAUUCUGGGUUGUUAUCUUGGGCGGUUCGUAGAAGUGCAGAGUCCACAUUCAAUGGCCAGUCUUUGCGCAUUUCUCGGCCCCAAUGGGCGCCACUAAGGCGGUCUAGUCAAGCAUCUAGAUCCAUCACAAUGAUGGCAAAACCAAAAAUUCAGUUUAUCCAAGGAACUGAUGAGCAGACAAUACCAGAUGUGAGGCUAACCAAAUCAAAAGAUGGUACCAAUGGCGUGGCUAUAUUCAGGUUUGAGCAGCCUUCUGUUUUCGACUCAUCUGGCGAAUUUGGUGAUAUCACUGGCUUUUACAUGAUUGAUGAAGAAGGGGUCAUUUCAUCUGUUGAUGUUAACGCAAAAUUUGUCAACGGAAAGCCUGCAGGAAUUGAAGCAAAGUAUAUAAUGCGGACACCAAGAGAAUGGGACAGAUUCAUGAGAUUCAUGGAGCGCUAUGCUAAUGACAAUGGCUUGAGUUUCAUUAAAAAAUGAGGCAAUGUAUAUCAGAAUCUGUUAUCUUGCUCUUCCAUGGCAUCUUAGCAGUGCUGGCCUUUUUCGAAGUCAAAUGAACCUCGAGAAUCAUAGUCCAUCAAUGUAGCUUGAUGUAAGUACACCAUGUUCCUUCUGAUUCAACCAAUUUUUCUGUUAUUAAGAUGUAUGCCAGUCUUCUGCAUUCGAGUUAAAGAGGUGAGAUAGUUUAUGUUUCAAAGCCUUCUUUCUUUUGAUUACUCUACUGUAAUUUGAGGAAAUGAUACAAUGAUGGCGACAGGUUAAAUGAGUCAUUCAAUGUAUUUGAUCAUUUAGUUUCA